AUGGCCUCCGCCCCUCCUGUGCGCGCGGAACCAUGGACUCCGCCGCUGCCCGCUAAACCCGCACUCCCCCCUUCCGCGCCUCCCCCUUCCGCUCAACCAGCUCCGCCGCUCCCCUUCCAUCUCUGGCGGCGCCGCCAGCAGCGCCGCGUGCGCUCCGCGUUCUCCGCCGCGUCUGGCGCGCGGAAGCAGUGGGAUGCCGCCUCGGCGGAUGGGCUGCGCGCGGCGACAGCUGUCGUGAACCGAUUGGUGCAGCUGAAGCAGCUACCUGGCAAGGACCUCGGGGCGGUGGGGGGCAUGGAGGGCAUCGUUGAGAGGGCAGCAGAGAAGAUCCGACGCAUUAUGGAGGAGGAUCUAUGCACGCUGCGCCGCUGCUUGAAUGACCUCGCUGCAGCAGUCGACGCCCUCGUCCCUGCCCUGCUACCCAUCUACCCGCCCCCCCACAUACCACCUCCCCUGCAUGCACCUGACACAACGGCCCUCCCCCCAGCAGCACCUGAAUCCACAGUUGCGCCCUUCACUUUUGCCACCUCACUGGCAGCGCCUGUGCCAUUGUCAGCAGUGUCAGCACCAGCACCAGCAGCAGCAGCAGCAGCACCAUCGCCAUUUCGAGCAUCAGCAGCUUCAGUGUCACCCUCCCCCUCAGCUGGAGUGUGGGAUGCAUAUGAGGUGUGGCAGGAGGCAUGGCAAGAGAGAGACAUGUACCCUGACGAACCCAUCUUCACCGCUCUCCGUCUCUCAGUUUUCGAGAGGUGGGCUGGGGACGUGGCAGCUAUGUUUCGCAGAGAGCUGCUGGUCAAGCAUCACUAUCAUCUCACAGUUCCUCCUUCCCCUCUUCCUCAUGCAUCCCUCUUCCUCAUGCAUCCCUCUCCUCCCCACCAGCGUCUCAUACUCUCUUCACUCAACUCAGCAGUCAGACAUGAAGCCGCCACCACCACCACUGCACGCACCACCACCACCACUCCAAAUACCUCUCUAACCUCCCAAAGCCCGCUUAAACACCCUCUCAACAUCCCUCCACUGUGCCUGCCAUGCGCCGCCUCGCCACCUGCCACUGUGCCUGCUCCCAAAGCUGAUGCCACUCUUGAUGCAAGUGCUCUUGCUGUGGAGGAAGGAGCGAGCCCAGGCGAAACGGUGGAAACAGGUGGAGGCAGGUUGGAAGCAGCAGGAGCAGCAGGAACAACAGGAGCAGGCAGGGCAGCCACAUCACGAGACGAGGACGGCCGUGAGACACCAGCGGCAACAGAAGAAGAGGCUGCGAGCGAGGCAGCAGCGGAGGGAGAAGCACCGGGUUGUUUGCAGGGAGAGGGAAUUGGGACUGGUGGGGGGGAUAUGGAGACAGGGAUUGGUGGAGAGCGCGGGGCAGGAGGGAAUGGGGGGCGUGGUCAAGGAGGGAGUGGCAUGCUGGAGGGGCAGAAUGGAUUGAAGGGACAGGCAUGGGCAGAGGGACGCGGACUGUCACACGGGCUUAGUGCAGCAGAGGGUUGUGAGUGGGCGGUGGUGCAGCAGCAGUUGGAGCAGUCAGGGCUGCUUGCCCGCUCGCCCACACCUCAACAGCUCCAGGUGUGUCUGGUGGCAUGGCUGGUGGAAAUGCACAUUGACUCUCGGUGUCUCUCUUCCAUCUUUGCUGCUGUAGAUGAGGAAGUGAAAAGUGUAGCAGCGUAA
Messenger RNA from Closterium sp. NIES-65, 1662 nucleotides. Lineage: Eukaryota; Viridiplantae; Streptophyta; Zygnematophyceae; Desmidiales; Closteriaceae. The record is from the annotation of a GenBank genome assembly.